Molecule: messenger RNA, 1089 nt
Organism: Fusarium poae
Lineage: Eukaryota; Fungi; Ascomycota; Sordariomycetes; Hypocreales; Nectriaceae
Exons: 6
Coding region: 1-1089 (362 amino acids)
Biological process (GO): alpha-ketoglutarate transport; mitochondrial citrate transmembrane transport
Cellular component (GO): mitochondrion
Molecular function (GO): tricarboxylate secondary active transmembrane transporter activity
Source: RefSeq, a predicted model, not a curated record
AUGGAAGUUGUAAAAACAUAUGUCGCAGUAAACAGAGGAGACAACCUACGCACCGCAAUCAAACAAACAUGGGCUCGUGGAGGCGUUCCAGCGUUCUACCAAGGUCUCAUUCCCUGGGCAUGGAUCGAGUGUUCGACAAAAGGAUCUAUUCUUUUUCUGGUUUCGAAUGAGGUGGAAUAUUAUUCAAAAACUGUAGUUGGAGCCUCUCCUGCUGUUUCUGGUACCCCGGGUGGCAUUGCUGGUGGCGCAGCUCAGUCAUAUCUUACCAUGGGCAUGACGACCUGUAUGAAGACUGUGGAAGUGACGAGACCAAAGAACGUCCAACCUGGGGCCCGUGUCCCGGGUACAAUGGAGAUUUUCCUGGGUAUCCUACGCAAAGACGGCAUCCGUGGUGUCAACCGAGGAGUCAAUGCUGUUGCUCUACGACAAAUCAGUGGAUGGGCGUCUCGCAUUGGUAUCGCAAGAUUUGCUGAAGGCCAAAUACGAACCUUACAAUCAAAGCCCGCAGAUGCAAAGAUUGGUCUCUGGGAGAAGAUGACCGCAUCAACUAUACGAGGAGCAUUGAGCUGUUGGAAUCAACCUUUCGAAGUCCUGAAAACGUCCGUCCUCCGACUCCUAAACACAACUACCGACCAUGAAGUUUACCGCUACCAUCACUGGCCUGUGGCCGCCAUCUUCUACAGCGCCCCUGUCGUAGCCGACUGGGCCAGCCUCGGCGAUGGCAUCGGUACAGGUCUUUGCCCUCAAGGAGGAAAUGUCCUCUUGCCAGUUUUCAAUGAUGAGUCUUGGGAUGACAUCUGCGCCAGCCUUGUUGAAGACGGGUGCACGGACAACAACCAUGUACUCUCCCAAGCCAACACAGGCUCAUCUGGGUUCCGACGCAACGAGGACCUUGACUGCGCCGACAAUGCUCCUGCUGGACACUUGACUUGUACUAACGCUUUCCGUGACGGCUACGGAAAGUGUGGAAGCUCGUUCUCUCCUCAUGAGCAGCCAUCUUGUGGUGUCCAGGUUUUUAAUGCGGAUGGAACUGUCGUUGGAGAUAUUUUCUUCGUGGGCGCAUGCCUUCCUCCUAUCUCUCCUCCUUAA